AUGCCCCGUGUGCCUGUCCAGUGCAAAGCCUCUGUUGCACCUAUUCCAGCUCCAGGUCCUAUUGCGCUUAGUCCAACUUUGUCUCCCAGUGCUGCUGCUCCUCUUAGUCCUCAAGCUUCUGUUGCACCCAAUCUAGUGUCACCGGCUUUGGCACCAAAAGCUGAUACAACUCCACUUCUCACUCCGCCAUCUCCAACCGUGGCAUCGGAAGCUCCAACUGCUAAUUCAGGGAGUCGGCCAGUUCUCACCCCAUCAGUUGCCACACCGCCUCACAAUUUUUCACCAUUUCUGCAGCUUGCUCUGCUAGCAGCUAUAGUUCUAAAGUACUACUAUUAA
This is a messenger RNA of Camellia sinensis, 336 nucleotides long. NCBI's taxonomy places the organism in Eukaryota, Viridiplantae, Streptophyta, Magnoliopsida, Ericales, Theaceae. The record is from RefSeq and is a predicted model, not a curated record.